Lampris incognitus (smalleye Pacific opah) is the source of this 5697-nucleotide messenger RNA. RefSeq names its product SH3KBP1 binding protein 1 (gene shkbp1). Lineage: Eukaryota; Metazoa; Chordata; Actinopteri; Lampriformes; Lampridae. Bases 111 to 2750 code for a protein of 879 amino acids. The transcript has 17 exons. Gene Ontology annotation, biological process: protein homooligomerization. Gene Ontology annotation, molecular function: protein binding. The record is from RefSeq and is a predicted model, not a curated record.
UGAAGCAAACUGCUGACGGUAUCCAGGGACGAUAUGGAUUAAAGUGUCCGCAGCGCCAUGGAGAUGAUGGAUUAAAGUCUGUGUGGUAGCGCUGCAGUGUCGCCGAGACGAUGUCCAACACGGCGAGGAGCGGGGACAUCAUCCACCUCAACGUCGGGGGGAAGAGAUUCAGCACUUCCCGACAAACGUUGACAUGGGUCCCUGACUCCUUUUUCUCCAGUCUGCUGAGCGGUCGGAUCUCAACGUUGAAAGAUGAAACUGGUGCUAUCUUUAUUGAUCGAGACCCAUCUCUGUUCGCCUCCAUCCUCAACUUCCUGCGGACUAAAGAGCUGCACCCUCGCUCCAUCAACGUGCUCCUGCUCCUGCACGAGGCUGAGUUCUACGGCAUCACACCGCUGGUACGCAAGUUACAGUUGUGUGAUGAGCUGGACCGCUCCUCAUGUGGAAAUGUGCUCUUCAAUGGCUACUUACCUCCACCAGUCUACCCAGCAAAGCGUAGAAACCGGCACAGUGUGGCAGGACCCCAGUUCAUGGCUGGCCGUCUGGUGCCUGCAGAGAGAGCGCCGGUGCGACGCAGCAACACCAUGCCUCCUAACCUGGGGAACUCUGGGAUGCUGGCCCGAGCCAACACUGAGGACAGAGGGACUGCUGGCCAGGUGUCAGACCCAGGCAUGGUGCGGAUCAUCUGUGGACAUCAUAACUGGAUUGCUGUGGCCUACGCCCAGUUUGUGGUCUGCUACCGAGUGAAGGAGUCUACGGGCUGGCAGCAGAUCUUCACCUCUCCCCGAUUGGACUGGGUGAUUGACAGGGUGGCCCUCAACGCCAAGGUGAUGGGCGGAUCCCUAGGUGACAAUGAUAAGAUGGUGGCAGUUGCCUCGGGAACAGAGAUCAUCUUGUGGGCCAUCUGCCCUGAUGGGAACGGAAAUGAGAUUGGUGUCUUCAGUCUCAAUGUCCCGGUGGAGGCUCUCUUCUUCGUUGGUAACCAGCUCAUUGCCACCAGCCACACAGGGAAAGUUGGGGUGUGGAAUGCUGUAACCAAGCACUGGCAGAACCAGGAUGUGGUUCCUAUCAACAGUUACGACACAGCUGGUUCCUUCCUCAUCCUGGGCUGCAACAACGGCUCCAUCUACUAUAUAGAUGUGCAGAAGUUUCCUCUGAGGAUGAAGGAUAAUGACCUGCUGGUGACUGAGCUCUACAGAGACCCCACCGAAGACGCCAUCACUGCCCUUAGUGUCUACCUGACACCCAAAACUAGUGACAGUGGUAACUGGAUCGAGAUCGCGUAUGGGACCAGUUCUGGUACGGUCCGGGUCAUCGUGCAGCACCCAGAGACGGUGGGCUCUGGUCCACAGCUCUUCCAGACCUUCUCUGUUCACCGCAGCCCCGUCACCAAGAUCAUGCUGUCAGAGAAACAUCUCAUCUCAGUGUGUGCGGACAACAACCAUGUGCGCACGUGGACGGUGACUCGUUUCAGAGGAAUGAUCUCCACCCAGCCCGGCUCUACCCCUCUCACCUCCUUCAAGAUCCUCUCCUUGGAUGACAUCGAUGGACACGGAGGCUGCAGUGCAGGGACAGAGAUAGGACCGUAUGGAGAGAGGGAUGACCAGCAGGUCUUCAUACAGAGAGUGGUCCCCGACACAGACAAACUCUACGUCAGACUGUCCUCCAAUGGGAAGAGGGUGUGUGAAGUGCGCUCAGUGGACGGUACCUCCAUCACGGCCUUCACUGUCCACGAAUGUGAGGGGUCCAGUCGCAUUGGCUCACGGCCACGGAGAUACCUGUUCAGUGGCCAUGGCAAUGGCAGCAUCCAGAUGUGGGACCUGACCACCGCCAUGGAGAUUGCUGGGAAGGUCGACAUCAGAGCGCUGGGGGGGCCAACAGAGGAGGAGCUCUUAGAGCUGUUGGACCAGUGUGACCUGGCUCUGACCAGAACCCCUGAUACCACACCCAGAACAUCUACCUGCAGUCUGUACUCCCAGAUGAGUGAGAGUUCCCGUACUGAGCGUUUGUACAGCACAGGAGGAGGAGGUGUAGGGAGAGGAGGCGCUGUCUCUUGCGGACUAUUUGGCAGCCUCCCCCGUCAGACUCCACCCCCGGUAACUCACUCCAAACCUCCCUGGGAGUCAGCCCUCCCAUCUGGACCCCCAGGACCACACUCCUCUCUCCUGGCUCCCGCGUCCUCCCAUAGCACCGGCCUGAAGCCUGGCCUCAGCCUUGCCCCCAACGUCAGCCAGGCUAGUCCUCGCUCGCCCCACCACCCUGACAGGGAGAGAGAGAGGGAUGGGACAGCGUCUGUCCGCAGGGGAAGCUUCGUGGAGCGCUGUCAGGAGCUGGCAAAAGGUUCAGAUGUGACAGUGAGUUCCGGGUUAGGGGUCAUGGCGGGGACAGACGGUCUGAGGCGGAGCCUUGCAGUGUGUAGUGAAUUAGAGACCAGAUUAGGCAUCCGAAGCCCUGGAACAUUCUCUGUAUCGCCCAGCGGACACCUCACCAUCGGAACAUCUUCUCACUCAUCUUCAUCAUCAUCAUCAUCAUCAUCACACCGUAGGGCAGCGCCAACUUCCCCUGUAAGCCCCGCCCCAGCUGCGGUCAGUCCAACCCGGCGACAGACCCCUGUCUCACCUCGACGUGUGGCUGGAGCACCUCCAGGGCCUGAUGCCCCGCCUUCUGCUGAGGACCAAGCCGAUCCAGAGAGCCCUGCGUCUGAUCCUCCAACCAAUCCCAAACCUCACAUGAACGAAACUAGCUUCUGAUUGACUGGAGGCCUGACAGGCUGGGGUCGACAGAAAAAUUUACUGAGCACGUGCAAAGGGUAGCAUCUCGUCGGUCAGGACACCCGCCUGCAGCCAUUUAGCAUCCCUCUCAGGGUUCAGCUAGAGUGACAGAGGUGAAAACAACCAAUAGCCAAGUACCAAGCUACAGCCUGCUAUUUGUAAUGCUUUUUCAUGAUACUCCACUGAAUAUCUCAGGCACACUAGAGAUGUCACUCUUCACUCACCAUGUUGGACAAACAGAUGGAUCAGGAUCUGAAGCCAAGUAGCCACUAGCUAGUUUCUAACUAGCUGAUUAUUACAUGUGGUUGCUCCAUCAGUACUUCACAUGAACCUUGUGUGUUUUGGACAAAAAACUUGUACCGAGUAGUUCAUCAGAAGUCAUACAGAGUUCUGCUGUCCUGCGUACCACCGGGUGUACCUUGCUGACUGAAAUUAACCUCUUCAAGUAAACAAGGUCAACACCAAAAAUGAUCAGUUAAUGAAAUCCGUACUUGAUUAUCGAUAUGCAGCUCACUGUGGAGUUACUAACGUGAAGUAUUGAUGUUCACAGUUUAGUGCUGUAAAACCAGCCUAAUGACUUGCCCUAGCUAGCAUUCACCAAGGAUUACACUAGAGCUCAUCUUAGUAAGUGGAUUUAUUUAUUUUAUUUUAUUUUUGCAAAUCAAGACUUGGUCCCUUACAUCAUACUGAAGAGAAGAGACUAGUAUCUUUCUGCUACAUCAGACUUCUCCAGCGGCUUCUUGACCUGGUAACCAACCACGAUGUGAAGGUGCUGUUCUGUUCUCAGCAUCCAGCUGGCUGACAGAGAAGAGGAUUUGUUGAACAUCUGGGUUUGACAUUGCUUUGGUUAGCAAACAAAAGGUUGUUCUCCUGCAGAGAUUGUGUUAUUUAUUAGCUUAGAAGCAGAACUGAUGAAGGGUUGGUUUUCUAUUAACACAUUUCCAACUUUAACAGUCCUCGUCUGAGCUGGUCCUCUGGUAGUGUGAGUCUUAUUGGAUAGACAGUCAGAUAAACAUUGUUAGUCAUUUCAUAUUUCAGUAAAGAUGGAAGAGCUGAACUGUGGAGAUCAGCAGAUCUGUGAGAACGGAACAAAUAUCAAUUAUAUUUUAAAACAAAAGUUGACUGAACAAUGCGGUGAUAAACAUCAUGUCUGGUCCUCGCACCACGCAGCACUCGUGACAUUCAGCUUGUUGGGAUCAGCGCUCUGUGGCGGCCAUGUUGGGUGCUCACCAUGAAGCAAGAAAGAGUUUAUUCUAUUUAUUCUCCCCCUAGCGGUUCAUUUACUGUAACACAGGAAUAAAACCUCGUCAGAAAAAUGUUUUGAAGCAAGAAGAAAAGUUAAUUUUUUGAUUAUAUUUUCUUAUCAGGUUUUCCAGAUUAUAUGAGCAGAUUUAGAUCAGGGGCAAAAGAAAACAUGUUCCAGUUUUCACCGGGGGAGAUCAGCAGUUUCCCUUUGUUGCUGCGUUUUUCUACUAACAAGCAAAAGCCAAGCGCAGUUUUGUGCCUGUACACCAGAAACGCUGUGAUGGCAGGAGGUAAAAGUGGUGUUGCUGUGAGGACGGUUAAAGGAUGUCUGGUUCCUUCCUUUAUACUGAUGUCCCUUCCAGUGAAGACCCAGCUGAACUUCCAGUGAAGACCCAGCUGAACCUCCAGUGAAGACCCAGCUGAACUUCCAGUGAAGACCCAGCUGAACCUCCAGUGAAGACCCAGCUGAACUUCCAGUGGAGACCCAGUUGAACUUCCAGUGGAGACCCAGCUGAACUUCCAGUGAAGACCAAGUUGAACUUCCAGUGGAGACCCAGCUGUACCUCCAGUGGAGACCCAGUUGAACUUCCAGUGAAGACCCAGCUGAACUGGCAGAAUGGUGGAAACAGGAACAACCUCUUGUGUUUUGCUGCAGUUGAAUUAUAGAAGUGCCUUUUGUAUCUGGGGGGAUUUUAAAAACCAGGGCUGAACCAGCCAGUACAAGAAUGAGACGUUUCUUAUAAGUAACAGAUAAGUUCUUACAAGGAGGAAGACACUGGAUUAAUGUUCCGUUUGGAUGAUGAAGUACUGCUGUGUGGGCAGUACUGAACUUGAGUCAUUCAGGAUGUUUUCCAGUUUACUAGUCUGACCUGUUCCUGUCCUGCUAACACCUCCUCCACCUGCUUCUCCUGUGGUAGCGUUCUCCGUGUGAACUAUGGCUCUUGUGUCUCCACAUUAACCAGUCCAAUGUAACCCACUGCAGUUUGGACCAUUUCAUUCUCUUCUGACUUCCAUACUUUUCUGUUUAGUCACAAGCUUGUAUUUUCUCUGAGGUGUAGAAGUUUCCAGCAUUAUAUAGUCACACAUACAGACGUGUGUGUAAAGUGGGUUUUCAGAGCCAUAUACUGACAGUGAGUCCAUGUUGUGUUGUGGUCUUCAUGUGGUUUCUUCUCUACCACAAGUUUUGGUUGUCCUCAAUAGCAAGGUCAUGAUGAGAUGCUCAGCUUAGUGGAACUCAGCUGUCAGAGGAUGCUGUGCGCCACCUGCGGGCCAUCCAGUCUGAUGUCACUCCUGGUUUGUCUGUCUGUCUGAUGAUGGACAAACAUUAAAAAGUUAUGCCAGUAUUUAAUUUAAAGUUUCUCUAAUGUAUAUUAAUCUCAUGUAUCUUUAACAAUGUGAUGGGAAAAUGUUUGAGCAACUUUGAGUGAGUUUCUUUUUUACAUAUCUGAGUAUGAUGUGUUACAUAUCUGAGUAUGAUGUGUUAAUAUCUGAGCAUGAUGUGUUACAUAUCUGAGCAUGAUGUGUUACAUAUCUGAGUAUGAUGUUACAUAUCUGAGCAUGAUGUGUUACAUAUCUGAGCAUGAUGUGUUACAUAUCUGAGUAUGAUGUGUUACAUAUCUGAGCAUGAUGUGUUACAUAUCUGAGCAUGAUGUGUUACAUAUCUGAGUAUGAUGUUACAUAU